AUUUAUUCAUUGUGCUGGUCCAUUUUAUUUUGUGCGAGUAUUGUUAGUCUAAUAAUUAGCAUAAAAGAAUUUACUAAAAUUCACCAAUCUGUUUACAAAAGACAAAAACUGCGUAUUUGCGAAAAAGGCUUAUCGCGAAACCGCCACUAGCGAGCAAAUAAAUUUACUUGGAGAGUAAAGUUCGACAACAAUCACAACGAAAUAAACAGCUAUGGCUACGCGUAAGAAGUCUCUGCUUAAAGUGAUCAUUCUCGGUGACAGUAGCGUUGGCAAGACGUCACUCAUGAAUCAAUAUAUAAAUAAACGUUUCUCUAAUCAGUACAAGGCAACGAUCGGUGCUGAUUUCUGUACAAAAGAAGUAAUGGCUGACGAUCGAGUUGUCACAAUGCAAAUUUGGGAUACUGCUGGUCAAGAACGUUUUCAGUCACUGGGUGUGGCGUUCUAUCGUGGCGCUGAUUGUUGUGUACUUGUUUAUGAUGUCACAUCACCGAACUCUUUCAAAAAUCUCGAUUCAUGGCGUGAUGAAUUUCUAAUACAAGCGAGUCCAAGAGAUCCAGAUCAUUUUCCAUUCGUAGUGUUGGGCAACAAGGUUGACAUGGAUAAUCGACAGGUGUCAACACGACGUGCUCAACAAUGGUGUCAAUCUAAAAAUGACAUGCCAUAUUUUGAAACUUCUGCAAAAGAUGGCACUAAUGUUGAAUUGGCAUUCCAAACAAUUGCCAGAAAUGCGCUUGCUCAGGAAGCUGAGGUUGAAUUAUACAAUGAAUUUCCUGAUCAAAUCCGCCUUAAUACCGAUCGCAAUAAUCGCAAUGGUAAUGCUGAUAACUGCCAAUGCUAAUGUAAUUACCAACCAUCGGCAAGAAAAUGCAGUUGAAUGAAUCGAUAUGUCCGAAAAAAAAAAACAAAAACGUAAAAUAUUCAACCCGCGACAACAGCGGUUAUAGCAGAAAAUUACUGUCAACAGCAUAUAGACGCAGAAGAAUUGCAAUUGGUUUAGUAGUGAAACAAGCUGAAAUCUAAAUGCCUAAAAAUGCAUAGUUUCGCAACUAAAUGUAAUUUAAAUAAACAUAAUAAAUAAUAUGAAUAUUAUUAAUAAAUAUAAUACUACACACAAUUAUACAUAUACGAUAAAUAAUAAUACUAUGAUACAUAAUGCAAAGGGGUUAUAUAUUAAGUAAAACAAUUUAUCAAGAAAAAUAAAAUUUAAAAAAUCAUUAAUAAAAACGAAGUAAAUGCAGUUUUUUAAGCCGUAUAAGUGAAACAAAAUUAACAGUAGUACCAAUUUUUCGCAGUGUAAAAAUGUAGCCAAACAAAACUGAUACUAAAAAAUCAGUACUCAAUUUGGCCUUCUUAAUGUUUUAAGUACCUUUUUUUAUAACUGACAGCCAUCCUAAAUUGCAACAAACAUUAAUAUAUACAUACAUAUAUUUUUUUGGUAACCACAAAAACAAUAUUGAAUAUUUCGAAAACUCAACACUGUAUUUGGUUCAAUGAAAUAUGUGAUUUUCUAACCAUUCAUAAAGAAUGUAUUAACUGA
Molecule: messenger RNA, 1537 nt
Organism: Ceratitis capitata (Mediterranean fruit fly)
Lineage: Eukaryota; Metazoa; Arthropoda; Insecta; Diptera; Tephritidae
Gene: Rab7
Product: ras-related protein rab7
Exons: 5
Coding region: 212-838 (208 amino acids)
Biological process (GO): phagosome-lysosome fusion; endosome to lysosome transport
Cellular component (GO): lysosome; late endosome; phagocytic vesicle
Molecular function (GO): GTPase activity; GTP binding
Source: RefSeq, a predicted model, not a curated record